GGCUGAACAGGUAUUAAGGCAUUAAUAAUAUGUAAUCACUGAGUUGUGUUCAACUUUUUGAGUAAUAAUUAAUUAGCUUAUUAUGUUUCUCUUUUGAAAACACAGUUGAUGUACAGAGGACACUUUGGCAAGCAAGGGGCUUAAGCUUUUUAUGCAAGAGUAAUAUAACUUAAGCCAGACGCUGGACAUUCAUGGACCUCCCUCCUGUCUAGGUAGAAGUGACAAAUGUUGGAACAGUUAUAUAGUGACCAGCAGAAAGGUUACUCAAGCUAAACACUUGACACUAUACUGGCCCCCUCCUGUGGAAGUGAAAGUGGUUGUGAUAGUUAUUUAGUGAGUAGCAGAAACGGAAUUCAAGCCAAACACUGGACCUGUACUGACCUCCCUCCUGUUAUGUUGGAAGUGAAAGUGGUUGUCUAAUGAGCAGCAAAAAUAAAAUUCAAGCCAUACACUGGACCUGAACUGACCUCCCUCCUGUUUAAGUGGAAGUGACUGUGCCUCGGAUAGUUGUCAAGUCAAGAAUCACCAGCCAAGUUGUGUCAGCCAGUGCAGUAAAGUGACCCAGAUUUCGGAGCUGACCAACUCGCAGCCCACUAGCCUGGAGGGGAUGUCAGUGGAGCUGGAAACUGUCCUGGGGGAAAUUAAAACCCUGCAGAUCAGUCAGAAGGCCAGCAUUCAGUCAUUGCAGAAAACAUACAAGGAACAUAGUGCAGUUAUGAUAGAGCAAAUGCGUGGCAAUUUAAAUACUUAUAUAGAUGAAUGUGAUAAUAGUUCUGUGGGUACAUCAGGCGGAAAUGAGCAAUAUUUAAAAGAAGAGAUGUGUAGGAGUGUUCUCUCUAUCGUGAAUGAAUUUGAUAAUAUUACUGCGAAGGAACUUAGCGAGAUGAAAGAUGAAGUUAUAAGCAUUAAAGGGUCAGUUACAAGUUCUAUUCAUAAAUGCACCAGUGUUCACAGUGACUUGUCACAAUUCCAUGAAAUUGUUCAGAAAAUUGGAGAUCAUAAGCAGCUCUGCCUUAUAGCCAGCAUAAAAUGGAAGCAUAUAAUACAGCAGGCACUGACUCCUGGGAAAGUCAGGCAAGGCGUUUAAUGUCCAGAGUAAUGCUAAGCACAAUGUGAGAAUACCAAGUGAGUCAUAUGAAUGUAGUAUCACAGGCAUAUGUGUUCUUACUGAUGGGCAGGUGCUGGUCGCAGACAUGUUCAAUAAGAGGUGCAAGCUGCUGAACCAGCAGUACCAAGUGGUGAGUCACUGUGAUGUGACUGAAUAUGUAAGGGACAUGUGUCAGAUCACACCCAGUGAGGUUGCGGUGGCUCUGGAUGAUAAUGCUAGCAACACACAUAAUGUCCAGUUUAUUACAGUCACCCAGAGCCAGCUCACUCUUGGUAGGAAGCUUGAGUUACAACAUAGAUGUAUAGGUAUUGACCACCACGAGGGUGAACUGUUUAUCUGCUCUAGUACUGCUCUGUUCAAGUACACACUGAGUGGCAAACAGGUCUGCAGACUCUAUGAAGAUGAAUCUGCUUAUGACACAGUAUACAAUUGUGCUGUGAGUCCCACAGGAGACAGGCUGUACAUUAUCAGCCUCAGGCAGGACAAGCUUCUCACCCUGGCCAGGGAUGGCACACUCCUGGCUACAUACACAGACCGAGCACUAGUGUACCCAUAUGGUCUACAUGUGACCCCUGCAGGCCAGGUGCUGGUCUGUGGAUACCUGCCCCCCACUGUACUACAGGUGGGCUGGGAGGGGCAGAGUAAGCUGGCGACUCUGGCUACACGGGAAGAUGGAGUGUGGAGCCCAUGGUCAGUCUGCUACAGCAGCAUAACAUCAUCCAUCAUUGUGGGACAGAAAUGGGACGACAUCCUGGUGUUCAGAGUGGAAUAGUGUGUACAUUGCUGCAGGACAACGAUGCUGAGGAUGUGGUGGACAAGAAUGACCUGAAUACGCAGAAGGACAGCACCACCAUUGAUAUUGAGUUGGCCCAGCAACAGCACCAGUCCGGACUGCAGGAGCCCCAGUCCAGGACGACCCAUCCACUCCCCUGACCCAUAGCUCAUCAUACUUGAUAUCCGGAAAAUGGGGCCUAAUGCAUGUGCUUAAAUUGUUGUCACAGAUUAGCCUGUGCAGUUUGCACAGGCUCAUAAUGGACAACACUUUCCUCUUAAAGCAGAGCACCAGCAUUGAUAUCGAGUUGGUCCAGCAACCGCACCAGUCCCGCCUGCAGAAGCCCCAGUCCAGAACGACCCUUCCCCUCCCUUGACUUCUAACUCCUCCCCUUGACCGCCUGCCUCAAAAAGUCAGCAUCGUUGAACAACUCUGUUCUGCAGGAAAUUCUGAGCAUGAUUCUGUUCUGAACAAACGCAAUGCCCACGUCACGUUUUCCAAACAUAAGCCUGGGUAGUUUUGUUAAGCUAGAGUUCCGCGUGGGCCUGAAAGGGACAAGUGUUACAGACACAAACAGUUAUAGCAGUAGUUAUGGUAACGCUAACAGUCAGUUGUUGCUGUUGGACAUCACAACAAAUAUCAUGAAGAAUAAAAAUUUCAAUAAGUUGUUCCAAUUUUUAUGGGACAAUUGUAACAGAAAUUGAACGGAAGAAAAUCAAGGAACAAUAAAAGCGUAAGCUUUCCUAGUGGAAUACAUCUGCUGUUGAUAGUUUGAACAACAGUAGGGUUACGGACUGCCCCAGAUUGUCCUCUCAGCAAUAAUGACUUGGUUGUGAAUAACCAGAGCACGAUACAUCCAUGCUGACAAAGGCGGUAAUGACUUGGUUGUGAACACCCAGAGCGGGAUACAUCCAUGCUGACACAGUUAGGCAGUAAUGACUUGGUUGUGAACACCCAGAGCACAAUACAUCCGUGCUGACACAGAAAGGCAGUAAUGACUUGGUUGUGAACACCCAGAGCAUGAUACAUCCAUGCUGACACAGAAAGGCAGUGUGACUUGGCUGUGAACACAGAACACAAUACACCCAUGCUGACACAGAAAGGCAGUAAUGAGUUGGUUGUGAACACCCAGAGCAAGAUAUUUCCAUGCUGACACAGAAAGGCAGUAAUGACUAUGCUGUGAACACCUUGAGCAAGACAUAUCCUUGCUAACACAGAAAGGCAGUAAUGACUAUGCUGU
Messenger RNA from Dreissena polymorpha, 3120 nucleotides. RefSeq lists its product as uncharacterized. Lineage: Eukaryota; Metazoa; Mollusca; Bivalvia; Myida; Dreissenidae. The record is from RefSeq and is a predicted model, not a curated record. The coding region runs from base 1194 to 1880 and encodes 228 amino acids. The transcript has 6 exons.